AUGGCAAGCUCAUUCUACCAGCCUCUCCCGUCGCCGAACCAUAUCCGGGUGCUUGAUCUCUCCACCACUUCCUCUAAGGACCAGCAGCCUGAAAUCGUGGAGUGCAGUCUACGCCUACUGGAUCUCAGUGACCCGGACAAUGAGGCAUCAUACGAUGCCGUCUCCUAUACCUGGAAAUCUGAGCCUGGCGAGCCGGAUGGGAUUGGCCACAUAAUGUGCUCGGGACACGAGCUACCCGUUGGCAGAAAUCUGUACGAGGCGCUGAAGCAACUUCGCACGGCAUCUGAGGCCCAGCUCCUGUGGGCAGACGCUAUAUGUAUCAACCAGAAUGAUCUGGAGGAGCGAGCUCAACAGGUGAGGUUGAUGGGGAGUGUUUUUCACAAGGCUCGAUGUGUACAUUGCUGGCUUGGCAUUGGGGAUGAUGAGUCGAGGCUGGCUUUGCGGAAUAUUGGGCGUCUGGGCUGUGCGCUCCGCGAGAAGUUGACUGGGACUCACGAGGCCUCUGAACAAGAGAUCCGUCCAAGGUUCAACGAUCCAGCGAUUUUCGAGCGCAUUGAGCAAAGACCCUGGACUGACCUGGAGUGGUAUGAUAUCGGUCAGAAUUUCGGGCGUGCAUGGUUCAGUCGAGCAUGGACACUCCAAGAGCUGACCCUCGCUACCUCAAGUAUGAUGUGGAUAGGUAGUCAAACUUGCAAGGGUACCGAUCUAUCAGCCUUCAUUGAUUUCAUCAGCAGAAUGGGAUGGGCGUAUCCCAUACACGACCGGUGCGGCUUCGUCUCACAACGAGGCGCUGAGGCUCUUAUAGGUUGCGAAUCGUUGCGACUUUGGCAGGGGGAUCGAAGUAUACGGCAGCAUGCUAUAUCGAACCUCCUGGUUGGGGGCACCACGAUGUAUGGCAAACAAGCACACACUGUAGAGGCACUAUCUGGUUAUCUGGUGGAGACGUGCAGAGGUCGGCAUACGACUGACCCAAGAGAUUGCGUCUUCGCUCCUCUGGCUUUGGUCGUAGUAUACCUAGAGGUGAUAGGACCGGUCUUGGUGACUCCCCAGACAACCAUGUCUGACUACACCCUGAGUGCAGGACCGAUCUAUAUUGACUUCACAAGUUGGCUUAUCAAAGGUACACGCAGUCUGACCAUCAUUGGGCAGGCGGAGCGGACUCAGCAAUUCGACGAGGCGGUAUCGCUGGCUACAUUGGGGCAAAAGCUACCGUCUUGGGCACCCGACUACUCCUGUCGAGCAAAGCGGCUGCUAGUGCCAUCGAGGAGACAGACAGCUUUCGAUGUGGUCGCACCUGCAUCGGCAUGGGAUGCUUGUAGUGGGCAACAGCUAAUGUCCACCUUUGUGGACCAGCAAAGCCAUCUGCAUCUCGACGGGUACCGUUUGACAACCGUCCGUCAGUCCCAGCCUGCAUGCGGGGAAAGCGGCUAUCAUAUGUUGCGCCUCCUAGCUCUCGCAGAGGGACUCUACGAAGGUAGAUCGGAUCUUGACUGGGUACAACAGCUGGCCGAAGUCCUUGCUGGUGGCUCGCCAAGCGUGACACGAGCCAAAGAAGAUUUCAGGACACAAUUCGGACACUGCGUGGCUAUCGACAGCACCAUGUCAGCCAUACUCCGGAUGCUGUUCUACGGGUAA
Molecule: messenger RNA, 1635 nt
Organism: Recurvomyces mirabilis
Lineage: Eukaryota; Fungi; Ascomycota; Dothideomycetes; Mycosphaerellales; Teratosphaeriaceae
Exons: 3
Coding region: 1-1635 (544 amino acids)
Source: RefSeq, a predicted model, not a curated record